Molecule: messenger RNA, 3905 nt
Organism: Hippocampus zosterae (dwarf seahorse)
Lineage: Eukaryota; Metazoa; Chordata; Actinopteri; Syngnathiformes; Syngnathidae
Gene: rgl3a
Product: ral guanine nucleotide dissociation stimulator-like 3a
Exons: 17
Coding region: 650-2911 (753 amino acids)
Biological process (GO): positive regulation of GTPase activity; Ras protein signal transduction
Cellular component (GO): plasma membrane
Molecular function (GO): guanyl-nucleotide exchange factor activity
Source: RefSeq, a predicted model, not a curated record
UCCACGCCAACACUCACACUCACAACUAGGGACAAUUUAGAGUGCUCCAUUAACCUGUCAUGCAUGUUUUUUGAAUGUGGGAGGAAACCGGAGUACGCGGAGAAAACCCACGCAGGCACGAGGUGAACAUGUAAACUCCACACAGGGAGGCCGGAGCCAGUAUCGAACCAUGGACCUCUGCACUGUGAGGCCAACGUGUUAACUAGUCUCCCUCCGGGCCGCCUUACAGAAAUAUCACAUAUUAACUGCUUAGCAGUUUCAUCUAGAGAUUAUUUGGAAUUGUUUGUAAUUUAAAUAUUUAACAAUUUGAAUUAUGGCACCAUCAAAUACUGUUUAGCAGUCUGACAGAGAUAUUUUUAAUAAUAAUUAAGUUUAAGACCUGAUGCAUCAGGCAGUUCCCAAAUAGUUUGUAGUACAGCCUUAAUUCUAGGUUGUUUUGUAUUUAUAGUCUCAUGUUUCCUUUUUCCUACUCCGUGGUCAGUUAUUGGUCCGCUGUGAUAGCCCCGCCCACACCUGGCACUUCCCCGUACCGGCCUCUCUCACUCUGGUCUCUUUUACUAGUUUAGUCUCUUUCUCAUUUGCUACCUGCUGUAGUUUGCAGUCAAGAUGUACGUUCGAUGUAUUUUAGAGUUUGUCACUUCUCGGAGCAAUGCGCAUCCCCUUUUUGGCUAAAGGUGCGCGCGCCCAUGCAAAAAUGGGAACCCCGGGAAAAUGGCAGUUGACUAUGGACCAAGUACAGGAAUGGGAGGACGAAGAGGAGAACGGGGCUGUGUUUGGCAUCACGCUGCGACGAGAGCCCGUCAUGGCAAGCCCAAACAUGGCCAUGCUGGCUGACCAUAUGGCCUGCAAUUAUGUCCAGUACCACACCGUGAAGCUGCGCAGACUCAAAGCAGGCACCCUGGAGCACUUGGUCACCCACCUUCUGGAUCCCGAAAGUCAGGAGCCUGACUACGUCCAUGUUUUCCUCUCCACUUACAGAGCCUUCACCUCUACCGAUAUUCUCAUUGAGCUGCUUUUUCAUAGAGAUGACACAAAUGCCACAUGCUCGCAUAGUGCUUUGCAUCCGGUAAUCAAGCUGUGGUUGGGAGAAUACGGCGCAGAUUUCCGUGAGCCCUCUCAAUACCAGUCUCUCCGACUCUUAUGUGCCAACUUGCGCCGGCGCCUCUGCUUUCGACGCUUGGCUCAGACCGCAGAGAGUCUGCUCAAAUCGCUCAAGGAACAAGAUCACAGCCAGUUUGUGCCAGUGGAUGAAGCGCUGCUCUGCAAAGAGAAAGGCAGAGACAUCUUUUUGAACUUCCAUGUCACUGACGUAGCGGAACAGCUCACCAGAUUGGACAGGGAACUCUUUGUCCAAGUGUUACCGUUCCACUGCCUGGGCUGCGUGUGGUCACAACGCGACAAGAAGGAAAACCGCAAUCUGGCCCCCAGCGUCCGCGCCACCAUUUCCCAGUUCAACGCAGUCACCAACCUUGUUAUCACUUCGCUGCUUUGCCCUUCUUCUCCGAGCCCCUCCACUUCAUCUCCCAUUUCAUCACCCAGCUCCUCCUUGAGCUUCCUCUACCCUUUGGUUGCCUCAGGGCUACCUCAUUCGUCUCACACCAGUCCUUCCUGCAGAGCGCGCAUCCUUGAGUGGUGGAUCAAUGUGGCACAGGCGUGCAGGCAGCUGAAGAAUUUUUCUUCCUUACGGGCCAUCCUGUCCGCCUUACAGUCCAAUGCUUUGUAUCGCCUCAAGAAGACUUGGGUGGCUGUCAGCAAGGAAUGCAUGGCUAACUUUAAGCAUCUGUGUGAGACAUUUCCCGAUGAGAAUUGUAUGCUGGCCAACCAAGAGAUCCUAACAGAGGGUGCGAGUCAGCAACAGGUCAACGCCAGUUCUCAGCUGCCCCUGCUCUGUUCCAAACAGAGGAAGUAUAAAGAUGGAAUUGUACCUUACCUGGGCUCCUACCUGACUGCCCUCACGAUGUUGGACACGGCUCUCCCUGACUCUGUGGAGGGUGGACUGAUCAACUUUGAGAAGCGCAGGCGGGAGUUUGAGAUUCUUUCUGAGAUUCGUCUACUGCAGGCUUCCUGUUCUCACUACCAGCUCCCGGUGAACCCUCGCAUAACCAACUGGCUGCAGGCGCGCACGCUGCUCCUCACUGAUCAGGAGAGUUAUGAACUGUCUCGGGAGCUGGAACCACCCGUUGAUCCGUGUCCCCACUUCUCCCAAUUUAUGACAAAGAAGCUCCCUUCGUCACGAGCAACCAGUGACGGUUCCCUGGGGAAGACUCACGUUGACCAGAUGAGUGUGUCGUCUUCGAGCUCCAGCGGCUCGGACGUGGACGACCUCUGUGUCCCUCAUUCGUCGCCACUCAGACUCAAACUCAAGUCCCUCUCCAGCUCAAUGCACAACAUCACUGAGGACUACGCCUGCGUGUCGUCCUCCUCCUCGCCCAUCCUCUCCAGCUCCUCCUGUAGCUCUUCCAAUCCCGAUCUGAGCAGCAGCUCUUUGGGGCUGAGGCCAGACUCCUCAUCAUCCUCAUCCUCCUCCAGCAUCUCUACGCAGUCCGUGCUGCCUGUCUACAACAAACAGCUCGCCGACUCGUGUAUCAUAAGAGUCAGCAUGGAGUGUGUCAACACCGGCAAUAUCUACAAAAGCAUUCUGCUGACCAGUCAGGAUCACACACCUCAGGUCAUUCAGAGGGCUCUGGACAAACACAACCUGGAGGAAACGUUCAGCUGUCAGGACUUUAGCCUCUGCCAGAUGCUCAACAAUGGAAAUGAGCUGCACAUCCCCGACAACGCCAACGUGUAUUACGCCAUGUGCACCUCCUCCAACUAUGACUUUGUCCUGCACCAACGCUGGAGGAGCCACGGGAGACAUGCGGGCUCCUCCUCCAGUCCCGGAGCGCCUCGUGUCCGCCACGCGAAGUAGCUAACGGCUGUCAUUCAAACUAAAUCUGCCAAGGAGAGCCCAAAACUCACAGUCACUUUGUUUGGCUUCACGCGCGAGCCACCCUGAUGCCUGCAAGCUUUGCCCAGAUGUCUUCUGUCAGCGCCUCGGCUGCAUUUGAAACAUUUGGACAUCACACCUGCUCCUCCCCGGCAUGCUCCAGCCUCUCAGAAGGCAUGUUUGGAGCUUUUGCACAAGUAGAAGAUGUGUGAAUGGGACGCAGCAAAUGGACGCUCGCUGCAACCUGCGCUGCGAUUGGAAGUCGUGCACAUUGUAUUAGACAAACCAUCCUGACCAUCGACAUCUGCUUUGAGUAUUUGUCUUUUUUUAAAGGUUUUCAUAGAACUUCAAAUCGACGUAAGAGUUGAAAUGAUAUCAGUAUUCUGCUUUGUAGCGAAUUGUUUUAUUUAAAUGUGUUUGUGAGCCCCCUUUCAGUUCAUUUUGAAACAGGAGCCGAAAUGUAGUACAAAAAUGAAGGAUGAAAGCUAGCGCAUGGCGUUUCCGAGGGAAGGUGAUGAUGUGAUUUUGCAAUGUUGCUCUUAACGGGGUUGGGGCGGUAAUGUAUGGGAGACUGAUGGUUGAAUGGGGGUGAUGUCACCAAUACAAGAUGGCAUCCCAAACUGCCAUCGGUGACGCUGUCAACGUGGUUGGCGUGAAGGAUGGUUUCCGUACGUGAAGGAUGAAGCGGCCCAGUAAGUGAAAGGACAUGCCAGUGAUAUUCAAUCCUUGCUGCUUUUAAAACUGUUCGCUGUGAUUGCUAACCUUUUGUUUGCAAUGAGUUUUGAAACGGUGGCGAGUCCCACGCAGAGUUUUGUGGAGGAUUUUGCAUCAAUGCCAGAAGUCAGAAUGCCCCCCCCCCCUCCCCAGUAGUUUUGCUCUGUUUGCGCACGACUAUUUUCAACUUCCUUUUUACCUUUUCCCAAGCUCUUAGUAAUUUGAAAUACUGUCUAAUAAAGAUAUUUUAUUAUUUAUUGCA